AUGCCCGUCUCCUUUGCGCGUCUUGCCGGCCAUGCGGCGAAGCGGGCAUGCCUGAACGCCUCCCGUCCACAGCUACGCACAGCAAUCCCUUCACGGCCCAUUGCGCGGUGCCUAUCGACAUCACUACCUCGCAAAUACGCCCAAGUCGAAGACAGCCAGCGGACGCGCCUGAUUGCGACCAACGAGGACUUUGUAGCGCCCACCAACCCCGAGGACCCUAACGCCACAGGCGGAGCGGAGGACGAUGGCAACUUUGUAGACAGCAGGAAGAUCCGGCAUUACACCGUCAACUUCGGCCCCCAGCAUCCCGCAGCCCACGGCGUGUUGCGCCUGAUUUUGGAACUCAAUGGCGAGGAGAUUGUCCGCGCUGAUCCGCACGUCGGGCUGCUACAUCGCGGCACAGAGAAGCUCAUCGAGUACCGGACAUAUCUCCAGGCCCUGCCAUACUUUGACCGGCUGGACUAUGUCUCUAUGAUGACCAACGAGCAGUGCUUCUCGCUAGCUGUCGAGAAGCUGCUGAACAUUGAGAUCCCCAUCCGUGCCAAGUACAUCAGGACAUUAUUUGGCGAAAUCACGCGGAUUCUGAACCAUCUCAUGUCGAUCUUGUCCCACGCCAUGGACGUUGGUGCUCUAACCCCCUUCUUGUGGGGCUUCGAGGAGCGUGAGAAGCUCAUGGAAUUCUACGAGCGUGUAUCUGGCGCCCGUCUUCACGCUGCCUACGUACGCCCCGGCGGUGUAUCCCAGGAUAUCCCUAUUGGCCUGCUCGACGACAUCUACCAAUGGGCCACCCAGUUCGGCGAUCGCAUCGACGAAACUGAGGAGAUGUUGACAGACAAUCGGAUUUGGAUUGGCCGCACCAAGGGUAUCGGUGUUGUCUCGGCUGCUGAUGCCAUCAACUACUCCUUCACCGGUGUCAUGCUGCGUGGAUCUGGUGUGCCUUUUGACGUCCGAAAGUCACAGCCCUAUGACGCAUACGACCAGGUUGAAUUUGAUGUCCCCGUUGGUGUCCACGGUGACUGCUACGACCGCUACCUCUGCCGUAUGGAGGAGUUCCGUCAAUCUCUCCGCAUCAUCCAUCAGUGCCUAAACCAAAUGCCUGCCGGCCCCACCAAAGUUGAGGACUACAAAAUUUCUCCCCCGCCACGUGCCGCCAUGAAGGAGAAUAUGGAGGCCCUCAUUCACCACUUCCUGUUGUUCAGCAAGGGCUACACCGUCCCACCUGGCGAGACAUACAGUGCUAUUGAGGCACCCAAGGGAGAGAUGGGUGUCUUCCUCGUCUCAGACGGCAGCGAGAGGCCGUACAGAUGCAAGAUCAGGGCUCCCGGAUUCGCACAUUUAGCCUGUAUGGAUCAGAUCUCAAGAGGUCAUCUGCUUGCUGAUGCUGUGGCCAUUAUCGGCACUCUUGAUUUAGUAUUCGGCGAAGUGGACAGAUAGUGCAUAUUAAACUGCUUCAUUUCUUAUCUAUGUUUGGUGAGGCCGAUCGGUAAGACAACUGGCAAAAGAAGGAGUGUAGUGCGAGGAUGGCAUUGCUUGCAAGAAGAGUUUGAGCAACAGGAGCCAGGUGGCUGACUGUACAUACUGUACUCUACCAUUUUCUUUUGAGAGUCAAUCUAGUUUGCACGUUCAUCCGCUUCCCACAUUUUUUUCACUUGUCAGUUGGCAUACGCGGGUUUAUCGAAUGAGGUCCAGUCAUUUACUGCAUGGAGGUAAGCUUGUAUCGAGGGAAUACGCAAUUGAAGCCAACAACCAUACAUCUAAGCAAGCAGUUGGGC
Messenger RNA from Cucurbitaria berberidis CBS 394.84, 1772 nucleotides. RefSeq names its product NADH-ubiquinone oxidoreductase-like protein 49 kDa subunit. Bases 1 to 1434 code for a protein of 477 amino acids. The transcript is spliced from 2 exons. The record is from RefSeq and is a predicted model, not a curated record. Gene Ontology annotation, biological process: mitochondrial electron transport, NADH to ubiquinone. NCBI's taxonomy places the organism in Eukaryota, Fungi, Ascomycota, Dothideomycetes, Pleosporales, Cucurbitariaceae. Gene Ontology annotation, molecular function: NADH dehydrogenase (ubiquinone) activity; quinone binding; NAD binding.